Phytomonas sp. EM1 is the source of this 842-nucleotide messenger RNA. NCBI's taxonomy places the organism in Eukaryota, Euglenozoa, Kinetoplastea, Trypanosomatida, Trypanosomatidae. The record is from the annotation of a GenBank genome assembly.
GAGAAUCCUUCUGCUAGAAUUUUAGAAAAUGUUACGUCGCUUAUCCACAAGUUGUAUACCCCUUAAUCUUCUGAAUAGAUACUAUGCCUCCAAAGAAUCUGUGAGCGUAGAAAAUUCUCCUCGAACGGAGCCUCGUCUUCAUAGAAAACUGUACCAUUUGACUUUGAGAGAGGAGAAGGAGGAAAAGCUGCGUGAUUUUCUCCCGGCAAACCCACUUCUUCCAAGUGGGUGGUCCUUAAGGCAUGAACCAGGUUCUAAUCGUUUUGAUCUAAAAAAAGAAGUCGAAAUACGAAACUGCGGAGCCGAGGUACUUCAUAUAAUUGCUCUUAUGGAAGUAAAGCAAUAUGAGCAUACUUUCCGUAUGGAUAAUGGUGAACGUGAAGAGCAAGAGUAUUUGAAUUUCACACUUUUUUUAAAGAAAAAAAGGUAUCCAAAAGGUGGUCUUGAAUUUGGAUUGACCUCUAUCGACAUGGAGCUUGUCUUGGAUUCAUUGGCUAUCCAUGAUUCCGAUGAAAGUAUUGAAAACGCAAUUACUGCAUUCGAUUUAGAUCCAACAACGAGGUCUAGUCCUGGAGGGACCAAUCUUUUUAAGCGACGAAAGCGUGAUAGCAGGUACCGUGGGCCUAUGAUUAGUGAGUUGGAUGAUGACCUAUCGGAUGAGAUUCUCGAUUAUUUAGAUGAACGAGGAGUUAAUAAUCCUUUUGCUGAAUACAUGAUGUCGCAGGCUCAUUAUUUUGAGCAAGAGGAAUACCUUAAUUGGCUACACCUCCUCCGUCGCUUUGCAGAUUAGUUAGUAGUAAGGGAAUGUAGUUAUUGAUAUUGUGAUUUGGCAUAUAUAUAUA